Messenger RNA from Oncorhynchus masou masou (cherry salmon), 5545 nucleotides. Its product is annotated as cationic amino acid transporter 2-like. Gene Ontology annotation, cellular component: plasma membrane. Gene Ontology annotation, biological process: L-ornithine transmembrane transport; L-arginine import across plasma membrane. Bases 455 to 2251 code for a protein of 598 amino acids. The transcript has 16 exons. Gene Ontology annotation, molecular function: L-arginine transmembrane transporter activity; L-lysine transmembrane transporter activity; L-ornithine transmembrane transporter activity. NCBI's taxonomy places the organism in Eukaryota, Metazoa, Chordata, Actinopteri, Salmoniformes, Salmonidae. The record is from RefSeq and is a predicted model, not a curated record.
UAUGGGCCAAAGGGGGCCAGACUCAGCAGCCAGUCAGAAAGGCUACUUUGUCGCUAAAUCUAGUGAGUAGGAGGGUCACACAACAGGCCUUGUAUAUAUGGCCGUAAAAAAUCACUUUGCCCCUCAUAAGAGUAAACACAGACAGUGGUUAUAUUUGUCCGUCCACUCGAGAUACACAACAACAAGAAUUAAAUAGCAGUCUUGGUCUGGGCGAAUUUGAGACAAGUUUUUGUCCUCUCCAAUGUAAGGAAGGAGGGAGCAGUGGCCCUACAGAACACCCAGCGGAGAGAGAGAGAGAGAGAGAGAGAGAGAGAGAGAGAGAGAGAGAGAGAGAGAGAGAGAGAGAGAGAGAGCUGAAUGGAAUGUCUCUGAUUCUCAAUGUUCCGUCUCAGAACACAUGGAACUUCUAUCGUAAGCACAGCUCUGUAACAGGGAAUCACUCACUAACAGAAGGAUGACCUGCCACUCAUUGAGCUCCUUUGUGCGGAGCCUGUCCAGGAGAAAACCUCUGGAGCCUGAGGGAGAGGAGUCCACUUUCAACCGCUGUCUCACCACUCUGGACCUGGUGGCCCUGGGGGUGGGGAGUACCCUGGGGGCAGGGGUCUACGUUCUCUCUGGAGAGGUUGCUAGGACGUCGUCAGGUCCCAGCAUCAUCAUAUCCUUCUUCAUCGCUGCCGUGGCCUCAAUCUUUGCCGGCUUGUGCUAUGCUGAGUUCGGGGCCCGCGUCCCCAAAACGGGGUCUGCGUAUCUGUACAGCUAUGUGACGGUGGGAGAGCUACUGGCGUUUAUUACCGGAUGGAAUCUGUUGCUGUCCUACGUCAUAGGGACGUCUAGUGUGGCGAGGGCUUGGAGCGGAACCUUUGAUGACCUCAUCGGCAACGUCAUGGGGAAUUUCUUCAAAGAAAACCUUUACAUGGGCUUCCCGGGCCUCGCAGAAUACCCAGACUUCUUUGCUGCUGGGCUCAUUAUGCUCCUGGCAGGUCUGCUGGCCUUUGGUGUCCAGGAAUCGGCAAUAGUCAACAAGAUCUUCACGGCCGUCAACAUCCUGGUGCUUCUGUUUGUCAUUGUAGCGGGCGUUGUCAAGGGAGACGUCGGUAACUGGCAGAUCAGUCAGGAGGAGCUCAUCAACGCGACAGCGGAAUUACAAAACCUAACCUCUCCAGUCAACGUGACCAGUAUCUAUUAUCUACGCGGUUUUGACGGGACAAUCUCUGGAGCCGUAGGCUUCGACUGCAUCGCCACAACAAGUGAGGAGGUGAAGAACCCUCAGAAGUCCAUCCCGCUGGGCAUCGUGGCGUCUCUCCUCAUUUGUUUCCUGGCCUACUUCGCCGUGUCGGCAGCCCUCACUCUGAUGAUGCCCUACUACAUGCUGAAUGUUAACAGCCCGCUGCCCGUGGCCUUCAUGCACAUCGGCUGGGGGCCCGCCAAGUAUGUGGUGGCUGUCGGCUCGCUCUGCGCCCUCUCCACCAGUCUGUUGGGUUCCAUGUUCCCUAUGCCCCGCGUGCUGUUUGCUAUGGCCAGAGACGGCCUCCUCUUCAAGCCCCUCAGCAAGGUCAGCGCCAGACAAAGUCCUGUCAUCGCUACCCUCUCCUCCGGGGUCGUAGCAGCGAUAAUGGCCCUGGUGUUUGACCUGAAAGCUUUGGUUGAUAUGAUGUCAAUUGGGACACUCUUUGCCUAUACACUUGUGGCCAUAUGCAUUCUUAUACUUAGGUACCAAGAGACCCAAUCAGAAAACUCAGAUCUCCAGAUCAUUGAAUCAAGCACCAGGUUUGGUUGUCUCAAACCACCAUCAUUUCCAACAUCGGGCACCUCGAAAACAGUCACAAGUUUGACUGUCUUUUCUGUGGUGUGUGUAUGCGGUCUGUGCGUCCUGCUGACCCAGGCGAUAGAUGCUAUACAGCGGCAGGAGAUCUGGAGCAUGGUGUGUGUGUCCAUAGUAGCCUUCAUCCUCCUGGUCCUCGUCAUCGUCAUCUGGAGGCAUCCACAGAACCAAGCCAAGGCUGCUUUCAUGGUGCCCUUCCUGCCCGUGCUGCCGGUAGUCAGUGUGUUCGUCAACGUCUACCUGAUGGUGCAGUUAGGAGGAGACACCUGGAUGAGAUACGCCAUCUGGAUGGCCGUAGGGUUCCUCAUCUACUUUGGUUAUGGGAUCCGUAACAGCGUUCAGAAGCAGAGGAACCAAACCCGCCAGGUGGAGAUUGAGACCAUCAGCGGUGUGACAAAGAAGGAGGCCUACAAAGAAGACAGAUUCUGAGGCUGAAUGGGAAGGACAACACAGGAGUGGAGAGAAUAGGAGAGGAGAAGAGAGGACAUAGGAGCGAGAGACAGGACAGGACAGGAGCUGACAGGACAGGACAGGAGCUGAAAGGACAGGACAGGAGCUGACAGGACAGGACGGGAGCUGACAGGACAGGACAGGACGGGAGCUGACAGGACAGGACAGGAGCUGACAGGACAGGACAGGACAGGACGGGAGCUGACAGGACGGGAGCUGACACGACAGGAUAGGACGGGAGCUGACAGGACAGGACUGGAGCUGACAGGACAGGACUGCAGCUGACAGGACAGGACAGGACUGGAGCUGACAGGACAGGACAGGACGGGAGCUGACAGGACGGGAGCUGACACGACAGGAUAGGACGGGAGCUGACAGGACAGGACUGGAGCUGACAGGACAGGACUGCAGCUGACAGGACAGGACAGGACUGGAGCUGACAGGACAGGACAGGACUGCAGCUGACAGGACAGGACAGGACUGGAGCUGACAGGACAGGACAGGAGCUGGCAGGACAGAGAAGGUCUGGAGAGAGAGAUAUUUACUGUCACUUUUUAUUGUUUAUUUCACUUUUGUUUAUCCAUUUCACUUGCUUUGGCAAUGUAAACAUACUGUAUGUUUCCCCAUGCCAAUAAAGCCCCUUGAAUUGAAUAGAGAGAGUUAGAGAGAGAGAGAGAGAGAGAGAUGUUCUGAUGCUACAUUGUGUAUUUAAGAGAAUUCCUGUCUACAGUAAAACUAAAGGCUGGUUUAUACUGUCUGUACACUAGAAUUCAACAAGUGUAGUUGGUCCAAACAACAUUUCAUUUAUAACCAUUAUGUCUGUACAUAAUUUCCAUCAUUUACAAACAUCCAAAUAAUGUAUUUUAUAAGGAGACAUCGUGGUGGUUUCUCAUUGUUUUUGUCAUACAGUAUUCAUAUAGACAAGAUUUGGUUAUGGUGGUUUAGAGGUCGCGAGGUCAUCUACCUCUGCAUCUGUUGCUGUUGUAAGAGUUGAAAACGUGGCGAUGACCUCACUAUCUCUCUGUGCAUUUAGUCCGAGGCCAAUAGGAAACAUCGUCUGAACAACAAUGUCAACUAUUGUAACAAGCUCUAACAAACGCAUCAGAUGUAACACAUUCCCAUGACAACAGGAUGAGGGAAAAGAGUGUUUUGCUGAGCAGGAAAAGCAGUUUGCCGAAAGCAAGAACGACUUCCUCCACACUCCAGGCGUAUUCGUGUGCUUGCUGACCGAGUUGUUUGAGAAAAAAAGUCACCUUGAUAACUAUUUAUACAUUUUGAGCUAUGACCACAUAAAACACAACGCAUUUAUAGAGAUUUACAAUGUGAGAUUUUUCAGAAUAGUCCUGCUCUUCAACUGUUUAUGCUUGUCAUCAAAAACAGCAAGGGACCUUCAUCAAAAAAAGUUAUUCAACUUUUUUUAACUAGGAAAGUCAGUUAAGAACAACUUCUUACUUUCAAUGAUGGCCUAGGAACAGUGGGUUAACUGCCUGUUCAGGAGUAGAACAACAUAUUUGUACCUUGUCAGCUCAGGGGUUUGAACUUACAACCUUCCAGGUUGCUGCUCCAAUGCUAUAACCACUAGGCUACCCUGCCACCCCUCUGUUUUUAACUUAUUCUACUACCAUAAAAAUUAAUAGUGGUCAGUUGAAGCACACACAACAAUGUUUUCUUCAGGAAAAUUGCCCUAUUUAUAUAGAGUAUGUUGGAGUCCAUUCAACCAGUUGGAGUUGGAGUCCAUUCAACCAGUUGGAGUUGGAGUCCAUUCAACCAGUUGGAGUUGGAGUCCAUUCAACCAGUUGGAGUUGGAGUCCAUUAAACCAGUUGGAGUUGGAGUCCAUUCAACCAGUUGGAGUUGGAGUCCAUUCAACCAGUUGGAGUUGGAGUCCAUUCAACCAGUUGGAGUUGGAGUCCAUUCAAUCAGUUGGAGUUGGAGUCCAUUCAACCAGUUGGAGUUGGAGUCCAUUCAACCAGUUGGAGUCCAUUCAAUCAGUUGGAGUUGGAGUCCAUUCAAUCAGUUGGAGUUGGAGUCCAUUCAACCACUUGGAGUUGAGCUUUCUGUUUCUUCUUCUCACCUGUGAACUAACAUGUGACUGACGGUGUGACUGUGACUGACGGUGUGACUGUGACUGAUGGUGUGACUGUGACUGAUGGUGUGACUGUGACUGACGGUGUGACUGUGACUGACAGUGUGACUGUGACUGACAGUGUGACUGUGACUGACGGUGUGACUGUGACUGACGGUGUGACUGUGACUGACGGUGUGACUGACGGUGGGACUGUGACUGACGGUGUGACUGACGGUGUGUGACUGACGGUGUGUGACUGACGGUGUGACUGUGACUGACGGUGUGUGAUUGACGGUGUGACUGACGGUGUGACUGUGACUGACGGUGUGUGACUGACGGUGUGACUGUGACUGACGGUGUGUGACUGAUGGUGUGACUGUGACUGAUGGUGUGACUGUGACUGACGGUGUGACUGUGACUGAAGGUGUGACUGUGACUGACGGUGUGUGACUGACGGUGUGUGACUGACGGUGUGACUGUGGCUGACGGUGUGACUGUGACUGACGGUGUGACUGUGAUUGACGGUGUGUGACUGACGGUGUGUGACUGACGGUGUGACUGUGACUGACGGUGUGUGAUUGACGGUGUGACUGACGGUGUGACUGUGACUGACGGUGUGUGACUGAUGGUGUGACUGUGACUGACGGUGUGACUGUGACUGACGGUGUGACUGAGACUGAUGGUGUGACUGUGACUGACGGUGUGUGACUGACGGAGUGUGACUGACGGUGUGACUGUGACUGACGGUGUGACUGUGACUGACGGUGUGACUGACUGUGUGACUGUGACUGACGGUGUGUGAUUGACGGUGUGACUGACGGUGUGACUGUGACUGAUGGUGUGUGAUUGACGGUGUGACUGACGGUGUGACUGUGAUUGUGACUGACGGUGUGACUGACGGUGUGUUAAAGUUCACAUACUCACUGCUUUACCCUACUUGUCAUUGUCCUGGCAAUAAUAGAUGAAGCAAGUGAGUUUUAAAUCAGAGAAAGAUUUCUUUCUCCAUUUCUUAGGAUUCAGUUUUUAUACAUGUAUUAUAAUGUUAACAGGUGUACAUAUAGAAUGUCCAAAUGAUGAAAAAUCGUAUUUUGAAUUAAAAUAAAUGUCUAGUACAUAGCUUAUUUUAAGAUUGUAACAAGAUAUUCUAUUGUUUCAUAAUGUAAAUAGAAGAAUGUAUACAGUGACAUAAUGCAAAUGUCUCCCAAAU